CUUGUAUCUUGUGAAGAUGAUCAUGAAAGAUGCCGUACGCAAGUAUCAAAGCAGCUGAGCAAGCUGCGCUACGCGGGAUUGUCCCAGACACCGAUACUCAGCUUUGCGAGGGAAUCCAGCAGGAUUUGUUAUCAAGCCCUGCCAACACGCCUCAUCACGUCGCGUCGGCGAAUCUCGACGCCAAUAAUUUCGAGCCUGUCCCUGAAGUUGAGCUCGAGGACGAGCACGAGGAGGACGAAGACGAGGAGGAAUGUGAAGAUGAGCUGCAGUUUGAUGCCAAUCACGCAAAAGAUCACCAGAUUCCCGGCGAGGCAGCUCAAUUGAUUUCGGACUUCAAUUCUCAGCGUGAGGACGCGAAUCGACUUUCGGUGGACGAUGCUGGACCCGAGAGCCAUGAUCAAGUAGCUCAAAUUCAGAUCAGACGAGACAGUAAAGGCAAGCUGAGAGCAUUCACGAUCAGUGGGGAAGAAGUUAAGACUGCCAGCUUCGAAGGGAAGUACCGCGCAGCUGUGGAAGCACAAACGCAGGAGGCAGCAAUGGAGGAUCUGACCCAGAAAAGCUCGAUGUCUUUAACGCAGGAGAAUCCCGAAUCAGCGUAUCAACACUUUGAUCUUCAACAGGCUAUACACGAAGAAUUUCCUUCUACUGCGACCCCAGACGAUGGGAAAACCCACGGCUCGAUACCGAAUCUACCGCAAGACUCCAUUCCUUCAAAGCAGCAUGCCUCCACGAGGACCGAAUCUACUGCAUAUACAUACCAAGAGCAGGAUACCGGGCAUGUGAAGCUUGACUUUGAGCCUGGCGUGGAUGAGGACGAAAUGGAUAAUGCUAUGGAAGAUGGUAUGGACGAUGACAUGGACUCUCAGUCUCAAGAUGCAUAUUUUGCUGCUCCGCAACUUGGAAUGCACUUUGCGGCGCCAUCUUACGAUCCACAAACACCGGUUGCUCCCGUCAAUCCGUUCUCCGAAAAAGGAUCUCUCCUGAAGGGUUUCGAGAUGUUCAGUGCCACCCAACCCUCAUCAGUGGCUCGACACGCAAGUCCAACCUCAUCCCGACCCUCGCCGGAUGUAUAUCAUGAUUUCACAUCACCACCCAAGCGACAGCGAACCAACUCUUCCCCUCUUACACGACUUUACGAACAGGAUGUGGAAACGUCACCAUUACAGUCGUCAGUUCGUGGUCUCUUGAUGAAUACUUUAUCCUCAGACUUCCCUGAAUCUACUGUACCGAGAACUUCUGGGGUGCAAUCCUUUGACAUGGUUCGGAGCAAUUCACUGCCUGAACCUCGACCUUAUGUUUCAAUGAAAGAGUCUCAAGAAAAGAGAAAACGAGAGGAUCUGGGUUCGAACUCGGAUUCUGAUGGUUCUGAUUCUGACGGUACUUUCACGCGAAAACGGAAACGUGAAAGAGAGUCGCGGAUACAGAGAGAGCUCUCCACAGUUGCAAUUCCUCCAAGGCGUGCUCCUGCCACGGUCAGACCACAGUCAUCUGCAUCUCCUGCUAUCGAGGUGCCUUCCACUGGCAGGCGUCGUAGUAUCCAGGAAAAGUACCUUGCACAAUGCGAGGGGCAGGAUGCUCAGGACACCGAACAAGAUACUCAACCGGAUGACUACAUCGCUGAUUCACAGGGUGGACCAGACCAGAAUGCAUCCGCUCAGGUCCAUGAUAAUGCCAAAGGACACAAUGUCGACUUAGACAUGGGACAAAGCUUAGCAGUAUCGGAUACGCCGUCAAGAUCGCCUCGCCGGGUUGGUGACGCCCCCGGUCACCCUCAAUCUCAAAACCCAGCGUCGCUACCAGAAAAUGGGUUGCAUGUUGAUCAACAAUCACAGCCACAAAAUCCAGAGUUGGCCAAUGAUGCUGAACGGUCCUCACCUGGGCCCAGCCUGCCGUUAAAAGAAUCUACUGGGAAUCGCAGCAAUACACGGACGCCCAUUGCACAAAAAUCUAACUUGCUUUCGGAUGGAAUGAUUCCCGAGACCAGCCCACCUGAGGAACGGAUUCGGCCUAUGGGCGAAAUAGCAAGUAUUUCAUUCCGAGAAAUCCAGAUUGACAUGAGCGAUCUUCCAGGGUUCAGUCAAGAUCCGGAAUUUGAAAAUGUCCUGCGUCUGGGAUCGCCACAAAGUCCUAUUCCGAGACCACGAAGCUUCCGUCAAGGCAUGCCCUCACAAGAGCCACUGAAUGUGACAGUUGCUCCUGCACAGGUACCUGGCCAACUUCCAGAAGUCCCUACUAGUUCUGCUAAUGUCCCAUCAACUCUUCUUAAUCAGGGUCAACCUGAAGUUACAAAAUCGAGUUCACCUCUAACGCCUGUAGUCAGUAAUGAAGGCAUGGUGGAGGAGGAAGAUGCACCAUCGCAGAAUGAUAACCCAGUUCCCGAGAAUCCGAUCCCCGAAUUGCCUCAAGAAAAUAUUAGCGAGAAGGGAGACAUGAACAAUGAGAACCAGAACGAACAAAGUCAAGAUCAAGGGGACAUUGAGGAGGAUCCACCAGGCAAACAUGACGCUGCUCACGAAUUGACAGCCGAUGCCACAGAAUCGAAAUCCUCGACUAUAGAUGACGGCAACCAAGGUGAUGCCGACAUUGUCCAAGCAGCGGCCGAACCAUCAUCACCGAAGCAAACAGGCCCAAGAAGGAAGGCCGACUUGAAAGCUCCUGCCAGAUCGCUGAGAAGCUCUGAGGCGAAGGCGACAACUUCGAAAGCAUCGGCUCGUGUUACGAAGACCAAAAGUGCAAAAGAACUUGAUAGAUCAAGUGCGUCUUCAACUCCAACUCUCACUCCUGCAGAACGGUCUAGCACGCGCAGUCAAGCUGCUCGUGCAAAGGCAUCAAAACAAUCAACCCCAGCAGCAACCGGCAAGCGUACCUUGAGGCGCCAACCAGGUGUUACACUUGUCGAAGACGAUGAUACGCCUAUGAUGUCUACUCGAAAUGCCAAGCGACACGUCACAGCUAAGCUCCCCAGAGAAGAUAGUGAAGACCCUCUAACAUCGACUCCUGCGUCUACCCACAAGAAUGGACGGUCAAAGAAGUCUGGAACCACAUUGUUCGAUAAAAUGGCAUUUGCCGUUUCGUACGUUAAGAAUAGCGAGGAAAAGGAUACCGUGACUAAAUAUAUUGUGGACAACGGUGCUCGUCUCCUUCAGGAUGGAUUCGAUGCACUAUUUGAUGUAAUUCCUAAGACCGCCAGUGAGGACGCCCAGCUCUGCCUUUCUGGACCCGCGGAGUCACUAGGCUUUACAGCGUGCAUCGCCGACGAGCACUCACGGAAGGCUAAGUUUAUACAAGCCUUAGCGCUUGGCCUGCCUUGCAUAUCUGGUCGUUGGGUGAUGGCCUGUGUGGCUAAGAUGGCUAUUGUCGACUGGGCGCCGUAUCUACUAUGUGCUGGCCAGUCCUCAUUUCUUGGCAAUGCCGUCCGAAGUCGAAUCCUUCGCCCCUACUCCGCUUCUGACGCGGAGCUGGCAGAUGUGUUUGCAGCACGUGACAAAUUUCUCGAGGGGAAAUCGGUUCUGUUCGUUACUGGGAAAGGCAAGACGGAAGACAAGAGAAAAGCUUACGUCUUUCUCACCCGAGCACUUGGUCCAGCUCAAGUCGCUCAAGUGGUGGACUAUCAAGAGGCGAGAAAGCACCUAACGGAGAGCGAGGCCCAAAAUCAGUUCUACGAUCUUCUCUUCGUUGAAAAAGACGAGAGCGUAGCAGAUUCUGUCGUCUUUGGCGCUGCCGCGAUGAUGAGCAAGGCGGGAAAGCGCAAGCGCUCCGUCGAACCUGUGGAGCUAGGUAUGCCUCCACCAAAGAAGAUUAGGGUCAUCGGAGACGAGACUGUGGUGCAAAGUCUAAUCUUGGGACAACUACUUGAAGAAUGAAGAAGAUAUUGUACGAUCAAGAGUGGUAGAUAUGGGUGUCAGGGGCCAAAAAUGGGAACAUGGAUUAGGUUUUGCAAUUUGCAUGCCUAGGAGGAAUAUUUGCUAAUGCUAAUAGCUGGCGUUACGAUAGGCUACUGUCUGAUCAACGGAGCUGGAAGGAAGAAAGGCUUUCCGAUUUAUGAUACCAUUACAAGUUAACAGCGACGUGCUGUAAACCAAAUCUAGCAAUAAUAGCGUUUCCGGCC
Messenger RNA from Mollisia scopiformis, 4108 nucleotides. RefSeq lists its product as uncharacterized. Gene Ontology annotation, cellular component: nucleus. Gene Ontology annotation, biological process: positive regulation of transcription by RNA polymerase II; DNA damage checkpoint signaling. Gene Ontology annotation, molecular function: histone binding. The transcript is spliced from 2 exons. The coding region runs from base 30 to 3863 and encodes 1277 amino acids. The record is from RefSeq and is a predicted model, not a curated record. NCBI's taxonomy places the organism in Eukaryota, Fungi, Ascomycota, Leotiomycetes, Helotiales, Mollisiaceae.